Messenger RNA from Formica exsecta, 1195 nucleotides. RefSeq names its product methionine-R-sulfoxide reductase B1 (gene SelR). Gene Ontology annotation, biological process: protein repair; response to oxidative stress. Gene Ontology annotation, cellular component: cytoplasm. Lineage: Eukaryota; Metazoa; Arthropoda; Insecta; Hymenoptera; Formicidae. The record is from RefSeq and is a predicted model, not a curated record. The transcript has 3 exons. Bases 1 to 507 code for a protein of 168 amino acids. Gene Ontology annotation, molecular function: peptide-methionine (R)-S-oxide reductase activity.
AUGGCGGAACCAAUCAGAGUAGAGGACACUGCCCCUCUCACGGCCAACAGGUUUAAAAAUAAAUAUGUGUCACGCACAGUUCGCUCCCCUUUUUUUUUCCCUCGCGCCAUCCUAAUUCACCCUCAUUUUUAUUCUUUAUUUCGCAGGCCGUUUAGCGGUUGCUACAAUAAGUUUUACGAAAAGGGAACGUACACCUGUAUCGUUUGCGAUCAGGAAUUAUUCUCCUCGGAUACCAAGUACGACAGCGGAUGCGGUUGGCCUGCAUUCAAUGAGGUUUUGGAUCAAGGACGCAUUAAAUUGACCAAAGACACCUCUCAUGUCGGCGGCAAUCUACUACUGCUGAUCGCAAACCCAGAUAUGGUGCGGACCGAAGUGACCUGUUCGAAAUGCGACGCACACCUGGGACACGUAUUCAACGACGGGCCGAAACCUAUGAGGAAACGUUUCUGCAUCAAUUCCGCCUCCAUAAGCUUUCACCCGGCGGGAGAGGAGAAAAAGUCUACGUAAAAUAAGCUUAUUAUUUUAUAAUACUUCCGAUAUUUAUGUGACUCACAUGUGCAGUCAUAUAUAAUAUAUAUAUAUAUUUAUAUCUCGUGUUAUAAACAUUAUAAAAUACCUCUGAUUUAUAUUUAUAUGCAUUGUAAAGAGAGUGUAAUAAUCAUUAUUGCCAAUACCACAUAGGCUGUUUCUGUAAAAUAAAAGUUCGUAUUAUUAUUAUAUGUAUAUAUAUAAAAUAUAUAAUGUUUUUAUCACUUUUGAUGCAAUGUGAAUACUAUAUCGUCAUUAAUUAAUCUUUCUAUGUCAAUUACUAUAUAUUCCUUUGAUUUAUUCUAAUAUUUAAUUAUAUAUGACUUUUGCAUAUAUUCGCGAAUAUUCCUUUCUACGUUACAGCUUCUGCAAAAGUUUACCAAGUAUCCUAUUUACAUGCAGAGAUAAAACGUUUCCGACCGACUUUUCACACGCGACGAGAAGCUAAUUCUAUGUUAUCAGUUCUGGAAACUCCGUAUUGUGUACUGCUUACUCUCUCGAUAUUACAAAUAUACUAUGUACAUAUCCGUAAUAAAGAGAACAAAAACUCCCACACAAGAUGUAUGUAUACUACGAUGUGAUGCGAAAAAGCGCGCGAUAUUGAAAGGAUGAUGAAAAUGUCUAAUCAAAGAAUGUUAUUUUUUCAAUAAAUGCCAUAUGUAAAAUA